AUGGCGGAGUUUCGUCCAGCGAAUUCAAAGCCAACGGAAAAUAACGCCGAAUCACGUACAAAUUUGAUCUCUAACAUUUUCCGGCGCCGGCCGUUCUCCUUCACCUCCACCAUUUGGAACGCAUGUUAUCUGGAUGAUAUGCCUUCUGUGGGCAUUAUGAACAGAGUUUUCAGCAAGGUUCGGAAUCUGGAUGCGUACCCUAAAGUCAAUGAGGAUUUCUACAGCCGUACGCUUUCUGGUGGUGUUAUUACCCUCGCUUCCUCCUUUGCGAUGUUCUUCCUGAUUUUCUCGGAGUUCGGACUAUAUCUUCAAACAGUUACUGAUACAAAGCUCGUAGUUGAUACUUCAAGAGGGGAACACCUCAAAAUUAAUUUUGAUAUCACAUUCCCUGCAGUUUCAUGCACACUACUCAGUCUUGAUGCCAUUGAUAUCAGUGGGGAGCAACAUCUUGAUAUUAAACAUUCUGUAAUGAAGAACAGAAUCGAUUCUGAUGGGCAUAUAAUCCAAGUGAAAUUUGACAAGAUUGGUAAACCUAAUAUUGGGAAGCUAAAGCAGAAACAUGGUGGAGAUGUUCAAGAUAAUGAAACAUACUGUGGUUCAUGUUUUGGUGCAGAACAGUCAGAAAGUGAAUGUUGUAAUACAUGUGAUGAGGUUCGUGAAGCAUAUAGAAGAAGAGGAUGGGGAUUAAUGAAUCCUGAUUUGAUUGAUCAGUGCAAAAGAGAAGGUUUUGUUCAAAGGAUUAAAGCUGAACAAGGUGAAGGGUGCAAUGUGUAUGGAUCUAUAAUUAUCAACAAAGUAGCUGGAAAUUUUCACUUUGUUAAAAGCUUUCAUCUUGCAAAUAUGCAUUUACCCCAUGUCCAUGAUGCCCAUAGUUUUGAAGACGAUAGUUAUAAUAUAAGUCACAGGAUAAAUAAGCUAGCUUUUGGAGACUAUUAUCCCGGGAAAAUAAAUCCACUUGAUGGGGUGCAUUGGUAUCAAGGAACACCAAAUGGAAUAUAUCAGUAUUUUCUCAAGGUGGUUCCAACUGUGUACACUCCACUUAGUGGGCGAGUUAUCAAGUCACAUCAGUUCUCUGUGACAGAACAUUAUAAGGCUCCACAAGUUAAACAUCGAGGGCUUCCUGGAGUCUUCUUCUUCUAUGACCUCUCUCCAAUUAAGGUGACUUUCACAGAAAGACAUGCUUCCUUCUUGCAUUUCUUGACCAAUCUAUGUGCGAUAGUAGGAGGUAUCUUCACGGUUGCAGGGAUUGUAGAUUCAUUUAUUUACCAUGGUCAUAAGGCUAUGAAGAAGAAAAGGGAAAUUGGAAAAUUAGGCUAAGGGUAAAACGGUCUUUUCCACUUCAAACCCUCACCGCAUAAUUUCGGGUUCGACAAUCCUAUUCUCCUUCGGUAUUGUCGUUGUAAUUAUC
This is a messenger RNA of Lactuca saligna, 1408 nucleotides long. The record is from the annotation of a GenBank genome assembly. NCBI's taxonomy places the organism in Eukaryota, Viridiplantae, Streptophyta, Magnoliopsida, Asterales, Asteraceae.